Messenger RNA from Pyrenophora tritici-repentis Pt-1C-BFP, 2099 nucleotides. Its product is annotated as zinc-iron transporter protein. Gene Ontology annotation, biological process: zinc ion transmembrane transport. Gene Ontology annotation, cellular component: plasma membrane. Lineage: Eukaryota; Fungi; Ascomycota; Dothideomycetes; Pleosporales; Pleosporaceae. Gene Ontology annotation, molecular function: zinc ion transmembrane transporter activity. The record is from RefSeq and is a predicted model, not a curated record.
GCACUUCUACGGUACGACCAUCCUGAAAGGGAACAGUGAGCCACCCAAACCCAAACUGCUCGGUACCAAACGAUAGCAUCCGACUAGUCACACUUCGCACUUGUAUAUCGCACGCGUGCAUAUAUCAAGUUCACACGUCGCUUCGCUUAUCUUACAUACUCACUAAGCCUGGAUCAUGCGUUCAGCUAUGCUGUCUACGCUACCUACCGCGGCAGUGCUGCUUGCAGCCUUUGUGGCAGCUCAAACCCCAGCAAUGACCCCUGCACCUACUCCAGCCACCACAUCAUUCGUUCCAACCCUCACAGCCGUCUCGGAAUGUCACCCACACAGUACAGUUCUGUGGUGCAUGGCUGGUACCGAAGAGUACCAGGUCGUAGGACCUACCAAAACUGAAGAGUUCCAAGCACAGUAUACGGACUGUCACACACAUGGCUCCGAGACGUUUUGUGUCGAUGAGGCUGGUGAAGACGUUCAAGUUCUUACCGAAGCUGCGGAAGCAGCUCCAGAACCAAAGCCAUCAUCAGGUGGCAAGAAAGACUGCCACUUCCACGCCGGCGUCGAGCACUGCGUCGGUGGCGAUGAGGGUUCGUCUGCUGCAGCAUCGUCGGGUGGCAAGAAAGACUGCCACUUCCAUGCCGACGUCGAGCACUGCGUGGGUGGAGAUGAGGAAUCGAAUUGCGAUGCCACUCAGCGAGACUACAAUAUCGGUCUACGAGUCGGUCUCCUCUUUGUCAUCCUUGUCACCAGCGCCAUUGGUGUCUUCACCCCUGUGUUGACCAGGAAGUUCAAUCUCGUCGGAGAUAACAACAUCAUCUUCGUUGUCUUGAAGCAGUUCGGAACUGGCAUCGUCAUCUCCACCGCAUUCAUUCACCUUUUCACCCAUGCAGAUCUCAUGUUCGGGAACAGUUGUCUGGGUGAGCUGAAGUACGAAGGAACAACCGCCGCCAUCUUCAUGGCCGGUCUUUUCUUGUCGUUCCUGAUCGACUAUCUCGGUGCGCGCUUUGUGCAGUGGCGCCAGGGCAAGCAGGUCGGCGGUAACGCUGAUGUCUCCACUGUCAGAAGCAACGACAAGUCCAGCAACACAUCUACCUCGGCACCUGCUGAUCCUGAAUCCAACCACAGCCAUGCUCAUGGCUCCGCACGCGCUUUGACGCCAAUGGAAGCGAAGAUUAACGUCAUGAACCUCGAGGCUGGUAUCAUCUUCCAUUCAAUCCUCAUUGGUAUUACACUCGUAGUGUCAGGUGACUCUUUCUUCAUCACACUAUUUAUUGUCAUUCUCUUCCAUCAGAUGUUUGAAGGCAUCGCGCUGGGAACCUGCAUUGCCGAGCUUCCUCCUGCUGCUGCCGGUACACUACAAAAACUCCUCAUGGCCGGUCUUUUUGCGCUCAUUACACCGCUCGGUAUGGCAAUCGGCAUCGGCGUGCUUAACCAGUUCAACGGAAAUGACCCCAGCACCAUCGUUGCCAUCGGAACGCUCGACGCGCUUUCCGCUGGUAUCCUGGCGUGGGUUGGUAUUGUAGAGAUGUUGGCGAGGGACUGGAUGAGUGGAAAUUUGCUGCAUGCUGGUCCGCUCAGGACUUCGUUGGCAAUGUUUGCGCUCAUUUGCGGGUUGGUGCUCAUGAGUGUACUGGGCAAGUGGGCUUGAAUGAAUACCGCUAGUCAUACCCGGAGGUUUACUGUGCAGAGAUUGGGCUGCAGAUUUAGACUAGAUCGUUCUCCAGUUUAUUAAUGUACUUGUAUCCCCUACGUUUAUGCUUGGAAGUGAUCGAUCAUUCCGUUAUGGUACCCUUCAUGCUUUGCUUUCCAUAACUAUCCCAAAUCCCCAGUUGCCAAUGUCCGUCGGUCUCCCUUUCCCCUUCCUUCGUAGCAGUUUUUUCUAGUAGAAUUCGAUACGGCUCAUCCACAUAUAGUGGGCUCAUAGCGCGAUAGGAGAUCGACUUGGGCACCGCCUCUGUGUCUCCGCUCUUACUGGUGUCUCUCCAAAAGUCCAGCAUGUUGACCAGGUUCAGGGGGCCAUGAACAACAGCAUUCCUAUGACCCUCUACCUCUCUGCACCACUCAGGCAGGUAAUGUAUCUUAUGACCAUUGAAUGUCAAUGC